Messenger RNA from Parasteatoda tepidariorum (common house spider), 2314 nucleotides. It is a transcript of the gene tctn, whose product is annotated as tectonic. Gene Ontology annotation, biological process: cilium assembly. Gene Ontology annotation, cellular component: ciliary transition zone. NCBI's taxonomy places the organism in Eukaryota, Metazoa, Arthropoda, Arachnida, Araneae, Theridiidae. The record is from RefSeq and is a predicted model, not a curated record.
UUCCAAAUCAAGCCCGAUAUAUUUGGCCGAAUUGCAGCUUGUAGCUUUCAAAUAAAAUAAAAAUCAAUUGCUUCACAUGUAAUCAAACAAUCAAUAGCGCUCUAUCAGUUGCCAUGGUGACGGUGUUCACUUAAGUGUAAAUACAACGCAUAAAUGGCAUUUCUAGAUCAUUGCCUUAUUAGUAUACAAACUUACUAAAUUCUUCUAUUUUAAUUCAGUAAAUAUAGCCUUCGUAAAAUGUGAGCAUGGUUUAUUUUCUUGCUACCCGUAUUUGUUUAAACGUAUUAUGCAUUUUUUACCACUUUCUUUUAAGUGCAACUUUAGAAAACUAUACAUCAAACUUUGAUUAUGAAACUUCUUUUGAAAAUGAAUCAUAUGCAGAACUCGAUAAAAAUCACUCUCUCUGGAAAAAUAUUUCUGCUACGAAUAUAACUGGGGUGAAUGUUACUGACGCUUCCAGCGACGGAGAACUUGAUGAUUUACCAUUCUGGCACUGGUAUGAUCUAUCUUAUACUCCGUCAGAUGAAAACAUCUGUAUUUGUGAUUUAUAUUAUGAUGUUUGUGAUAUUAACUGCUGUUGUGACUCAGAUUGCAGUGAAGAUGAUAUGAAAGUUUUUUCUAGUUGUAAUUCUCAAGUGACGGUUGAUGAAAAUUAUUGCUAUUUCACGGAUAUAAUUUUACGAAACAAUGCUGUUUAUCAGAUUCAGCAAAAUCCUAACAACGGUUUGCUUUGCAUAGCUCAUAACAACUUGAAACAGUAUUUGCGCUUUAAAGAUUUACCUACUCUGAAAUCUCACAGAGAUCUUGAUGUGCUCCUCAAAUAUCAGUCAAAAACGAUUUAUUCUUGGGAGGACACUCAAGUGAGGGAAACAAAAGAACAAGACAUGAAAUCUGGAAGACCUGUACCCAUUAUUAUUUCUCAAAUAGAAAGUGUUUGGGAUUUACCUCAUUCAUGUUUUGGUGAGGCAUGUACCUGCAGAAGAAAAGUACUAUAUUUGGAAGACUACAAUUCCUCUUGUACUGUUACAAUAAAUAAUCUACGAAACGAAUGUGAAAAAAAUGAAGCUUUAUCCGUACACAACUACAUAAAUUUUUGUUUAGGCGCUCAGCGGAGAGGACUUUCAAAUAAUCUGUUUCCUCAUUCAAAAACCAUUAUUUCUGAUGAAUUAUUUUCCGAUGUCAACAAGUUUUGCUUCACUAAAAUAACAGAAAAACCCACCUAUGAAUCAAAUACUUGCUUCAACGUUGUUAGUCAGAUUCAUUUCACUGUACUUCACAACGGAAUUUUAGGAAUUAAAGAAAUCAUACCAACUUUCAGUCUUCUCAAUUUAUCGUCAGUUAACUCAACUGUGACUCAACGUUUCAGCGUUGAAUUUAAGUGGCACAAUUCUACAGAAACAAUUACUAAGAGAAGUGGCAAUCCUGGAUACCAAGUAGGUUUGCCAAUUGUUACCGGCACAAACAGUUCUGAAGCUACCAAAAUAAUAAUUCAACCAGGGGGUCUCUCAAUUUUUGGUAAAGACGGUUUGAGCCAGUGCCAUGGGCGCAAAAGCGUAAAAUUUGGAAAGAACUUCAAAUCAAGUUGCUACUUAAAGAUAAAUAGUAAUAUUAAUGACUGUAAAACUGCCCAGGAAAAAAUUUAUGAUGUUCUUUUAGGUUCCAGUAGGGAUAGUAAUUUGUUUGUUGGCAUGUUUGGAAAUGCUAAUGAGAGUAACAGAGAAGAGUGGAUUGAAGCCUAUCAUGAUGAAGAAGUUUCAAAUGUGGACGGUGUUUGUCAUUUAACUACUGGACUAAAAAUAAAUGUGGUAUAUGCGGCAGUUGGUACAGUUCAAAAUCCACAGUUUAAAAUAUUAGGUUUAGGCUAUCAUUACAUAAAUUUUGCUGAUUUAACUAAUGGGGAACAACUCAUUAUUUUGUCAGCAUCAGUGUCAUUUUUUGAUGUUACUGAACCAGUCAUACCACACUAUCCAAAAGCGCCAUCACUAAAAGUAAAUUUGCCAUCUGAUUUCUUUUAUCCCUUCUUACAAGGAUCUUGAAAAUGGAUUUCUCAAUAAUUUGGAUAGAGUGUUACACAUUUCUUCUGUUAAAGUAACCUGCCGCACAUACAAACUGUUCAAUUGUUUUUUUUUUUAAAUAUCUUUUUCUUUUUAGAAAAAGACAACUAAGUCGAAUAAGUUACCAAAGAAGAUGCAUUCUGUACAUAAUUUCAUAGCUUAAUCCACAGUAAUAGUAAUUAAUGAAAGAAGCGUUUAAUAAUGAAAAUGUACUCGUAAAUGUAAAAAAUUGAUUAUGAGAUUAAACGUCAUUUAUGUAA